Xylaria bambusicola is the source of this 531-nucleotide messenger RNA. Its product is annotated as translation initiation factor eIF5A. Gene Ontology annotation, molecular function: ribosome binding; RNA binding; translation elongation factor activity. Bases 1 to 531 code for a protein of 176 amino acids. NCBI's taxonomy places the organism in Eukaryota, Fungi, Ascomycota, Sordariomycetes, Xylariales, Xylariaceae. Gene Ontology annotation, biological process: positive regulation of translational elongation; positive regulation of translational termination. The transcript is spliced from 4 exons. The record is from RefSeq and is a predicted model, not a curated record.
AUGGCUGAAGAGCAGGAUUACGAGUUCACCACCGGUGGUGCCGACGCCUCUCUAACCACUCCCACACAAUGCUCGGCCCUCCGCAAGAACGGGCUUGUCGUCAUCAAGGGACGUCCUUGCAAGAUUGUCGACAUGUCUACCUCUAAGACUGGCAAGCACGGCCACGCCAAGGUCCACCUUGUUGCGACAGAUAUCUUCAACGGGAAGAAAUACGAAGAUCUUUGCCCUUCCACCCACAACAUGGAUGUUCCCAACAUUAAGGUUGAGAAGAAGUCUCUUGUAUACGUCGAGCUCGACAAAAGUGGAGGAGAUGACCACUUCUUUGUCUUGCAGGAUCUUGAGACUGGCGAUGAGAGCCGUGAGCACAAGGUGCCCAAUGAUGAGCUCGGUAACUACGUCUUGAAAGACCUGGUAGACUCGGAUGAGGGAGCCAUUCUAGAUGACAGCAAGGACAUUCUUAUCACUCUCACUCAUGCCAUGAACAUCGUCCAAGCGACUAAGGUCGAACUUAGGGAACGAAAGGAUGAUUAA